AUCUUUGGCCUGCGCCAGGAACCUCUCACUGCCCUACUUGCAUCCGACUGUGAUUGCGAUCUCAUUUCUCUUUCAUUCGAAUCUCCUUUCCACCUUUGAUCUCCGCGACCGAUGCGGUAGGUCUGUCGAACAACCUUUCUCAAUUCUUGACUUGGAUAGUCCUGGCGAUCGAUCGUCCUCAUCCCAUCAUGGCUACCAACGCGUCGGUCGUCUUUGACCUCCCCCCUCUUCCGACCUAUACCUUGACUCCCCGCCCACCGGUUCUUGCUCCGAUCCCAGACAAUAUCCUCGCUUUGAUCUUACCCAUCGUUGCUUACUGGGCCUUGUCCAUGGUAUAUCACUUUAUCGAUGUCAACGAUUACUUCCCUCAAUACCGCCUACACACCCCCGCUGAGGUGCUGAAACGAAACCGAGUCACGCGCUGGGAAGUAGUGAGAGAUGUUCUGCUCCAGCAAGUAGUCCAGACAAUCGCGGGCAUGGCAGUGAGCUAUUUGGAUGAGCCCGAAUGUCUGGGUAAAGAAGCAUAUGAUGUGGCAGUUUGGGCUCGCCGUCUUCGCCUCAUGCAAAGGGGCCUGCCUCACCUGCUGGCUCUCUUUGGUAUUGAUGCUAUGGGUUUGGGGAAGAAUUUGUCGCAUAAGGGCUGGGGAAUGCUUGGAGGCGCCAUUGCAGGCGGGCAUUACCCACAAUUUACCCAGUCCCUUAUUCUGGAGAGUGGCGCAGAAGCGGUGGUCCCUGCUUUCACCAGCUGGGAACUUUCUACGGCUGGUUUCAUCUACUGGUUCUUCGUCCCCGCGUUGCAGUUCAUCUGGGGCGUUUGCGUCGUCGAUACCUGGCAGUACUUCCUUCACCGCGCGAUGCAUUUAAAUCGGUGGCUCUAUGUGACCUUCCACUCCCGCCACCAUCGCUUAUACGUUCCCUAUGCUUUCGGCGCUCUCUACAACCAUCCCGUUGAAGGAUUCCUUCUCGAUACUGCUGGCACUGGCGUCGCAUUCUUGACAGCCCGGAUGUCGACUCGCCAGAGCAUGUGGUUCUUCACCUUUUCCACCAUCAAAACGGUUGACGAUCACUGCGGCUAUGCUUUCCCCUGGGAUCCGCUGCAGCAUUUCACAUCCAACAAUGCCGCUUACCAUGACAUUCACCACCAAAGCUGGGGAAUCAAGACGAACUUUUCGCAGCCUUUCUUCACAAUCUGGGAUCGUUGGUUCGGUACUCAGUGGAAGGGCGAUGUGAAGUUACGUUACGAACGUUCUCGUGAAUCUGCUCAGAAGCAGCUUGACAACGAUGCUAGCUCCGCCACCAAUUCGGGUGCUGAUACUCCGGCAUCCGGAAGUGUCACUCCUGCAGCUGUUCCCCAAGAAGGACCGGCAGAGUCCACUCGCUCUCGCCGCAGAAAGACCGUCACGCUUUCCCCUCAUGUCGAUGGUUUUCGAAGCGUAAACCACCCCGUCGCCAGCAGCGUCCUAUAGUCAAUUCUUUUUGCCUUCAUAAUUCGUUGUAAUAAUUCUUUCACCUUUUGUCUUCGCCGCCCAGCGGGGGUCUUUGGAGUUGCGGGACGCCUCCUACUUCCUACUUCGCUGUCUGUUCACUGCAUUAUUCUUUACGCUGUAUUAAUAGCCAGGUUGAUGAGAGCCUGCUACGGACCUGUACAAUGUCUUUUCACCCACCUACCUACUGUUCGGGUUAUCUA
Messenger RNA from Aspergillus costaricaensis CBS 115574, 1687 nucleotides. It is a transcript of the gene sur2, whose product is annotated as sphingosine hydroxylase. The record is from RefSeq and is a predicted model, not a curated record. Bases 189 to 1466 code for a protein of 425 amino acids. Gene Ontology annotation, biological process: lipid biosynthetic process. The transcript is spliced from 2 exons. Gene Ontology annotation, molecular function: iron ion binding; oxidoreductase activity. Lineage: Eukaryota; Fungi; Ascomycota; Eurotiomycetes; Eurotiales; Aspergillaceae.